CAGAGGACUGGGUGACAGAUCCUCACUAGCCUGCCAGGACCAACAGCACUCCAGCUGAAAUGGACACCAAGAUCUUCCUCAGCAUCCUCCUCCUCAGCUGCUGCCACUGCAUGGUUGUCCGUGCUCAGAUGUCCGACUGCUGCCUGACGGUGAAAAACAAGCCGAUCCCUGCAUCCCGCGUGGUGGACUACCACCAUCAGAUCAAGGGGCAGGGCUGCUCCAUCGACGCCACCAUACUGGUGACCAGACAUGGCAGGAAGCUGUGUGUCCCUCUGAACGAAAACUGGGUUUCACUGGUCAAGACCCAAGUGAUCCAACUGAAGACACACUGCCAGGAAGUCAACUACAAGGGAAAACGCUGCUUUGGAGUGAAGCGCCAGUAAAAACUUCCGAUCAAAAACAAACCACAGCAUCAAACAAUGCAAAACACAUGAAAACGAGGAAGCAAAUUCCUUCAUCAAGCUCUUUUUCUUUCUUUUUUUUUUUUUGUCUUAUCUUGAGUUUGUUUCUUACGUGACUUGAGAUCACAGUUUCCACAGGCCGUUGCAAUAUUUGAUGGUUUUAUUUCUCAAUCAUUCUCAAAGCUUAAUAAAUUUUUGUCUGAUCCUGAUCACA
Molecule: messenger RNA, 615 nt
Organism: Salarias fasciatus (jewelled blenny)
Lineage: Eukaryota; Metazoa; Chordata; Actinopteri; Blenniiformes; Blenniidae
Product: C-C motif chemokine 19-like
Exons: 4
Coding region: 60-383 (107 amino acids)
Biological process (GO): immune response
Cellular component (GO): extracellular region
Molecular function (GO): chemokine activity
Source: RefSeq, a predicted model, not a curated record